Molecule: messenger RNA, 180 nt
Organism: Fusarium poae
Lineage: Eukaryota; Fungi; Ascomycota; Sordariomycetes; Hypocreales; Nectriaceae
Exons: 2
Coding region: 1-180 (59 amino acids)
Source: RefSeq, a predicted model, not a curated record
AUGGGCCCCAGAGCUGCAAAACUACCUGAUCGGCAGUUCAUUACUCAUUUUUCACUUGGCAGUCUUGGUUUCGAAGCAGGUAAUGGUUGCGAGAUGUUCGUUGUCAAACUCGAUGAUCAACUCUCGAUAAAGACAUAUUUCGAGAUUGAUGACGAUCCUUACAACUUCACAUCAACGUGA